Molecule: messenger RNA, 342 nt
Organism: Volvox carteri f. nagariensis
Lineage: Eukaryota; Viridiplantae; Chlorophyta; Chlorophyceae; Chlamydomonadales; Volvocaceae
Exons: 1
Coding region: 1-342 (113 amino acids)
Source: RefSeq, a predicted model, not a curated record
AUGGUUAUUCAAUUUUAUCAAUUUGGCUGGGCUAAGAACGAGUUAAGAACGUUCUUAACCCCCCUCCGUGUUUGUAGGGCCACCUGCAAACCGGGGUGGUGGCAGCCCAUUUUCAUCUCCACCAGCAGGCAGCAGCCUUAUGCUGCACAUCCUAAGCAGCCUGGGCUGCAGGCAGCCCAGCCCCAGCCCACAUUCACUGAUGGUGGAUCCAAAGGUGGCACCAGCGACAGCAGGGGCAAGGAGGAUGACUUCAUAGAGUUUCAAGUGAAGAAGCAAUUGAAGGGUGAAUCAUUUGCAGCAUGGCCCAUGCGCUUCAUGAAGAUCAGCCGCAACACUGACUGA